CUGAAAGAGAAGAAGCUGGUGGAGGAGAAGGAGAACGGCAAAGAUGCUGCCACCAACGGGAAGGAGAACGAGAAUGGCGAGCCCGAGGUAGACGACGAGGACGAGGACGAGGAGGUGGACGAGGAGGACGAGGAAGAUGAUGGAGAAGGCGAAGAGGACGAAGACGACGACGACGACGAGAUCGAGGGCGGCACAAAGCGGGCAGCCGAUGACGAUGACGACGAGGACGAGGACGACGUUGAAACCAAGAAGCAGAAAACCGACGACGAUGAUUGAUGUGCCCCCGCCCCCCCGUCCUGCUGAACCACUUCCUGGUUCUCCACCUGUGACGGUUUUUAUGUGCCACGGGUGGAGGGCCCGGAGGACUGAUUUAAAAGGAGAAAAUAAUAAUAAAAAAUGAAAUAAAACCCCCACAUGGUCAUUAGAAAGUAGAGUUCAACAUCGAAACGCUCAACUCAUUUUUCUAGAAGAACCCGCCAACGCAUCGACGCAGAAAUCCGGCUUUUCUUCAACAACAACAACACGAAAAGGAGAAUUUGUUUGUAUUUUUAUUUACAUUUUAUAUUUUUGUACAUAUUGUUAGGGGGGGUCGAUUUCCCCCUCGGCAGCGAUCUCGUCAGACCAAAUCGGUGCUUCUUUAAGGAAAGAUUUAACUUGGUUGACCACGUUACGAUAUCUCAAAAGAAAACAAACCUCUUAAAGCCGUUGAACUCAGAGCAUUCCAGUAAAUUUAAUGUAUGUACUUUAGCUGUACCAUAACUAGUUGUUUGUAUGGGAGGCUGAAGGCCAAAGAGAAGAGCCUCUUUUCUUUUUCCUGCUUUUCCUUUUGUUUUAUGACGGCCUGUUUUGAUGUAUGUGCAAAGUUUGUUGUUUGACAAUAAACCGGACUUUUAUUUUGUGAGUUGUA
Molecule: messenger RNA, 907 nt
Organism: Gasterosteus aculeatus aculeatus (three-spined stickleback)
Lineage: Eukaryota; Metazoa; Chordata; Actinopteri; Perciformes; Gasterosteidae
Source: RefSeq, a predicted model, not a curated record